Cotesia congregata is the source of this 1206-nucleotide messenger RNA. NCBI's taxonomy places the organism in Eukaryota, Metazoa, Arthropoda, Insecta, Hymenoptera, Braconidae. The record is from the annotation of a GenBank genome assembly.
AUGGAGGGUAAUAAUUCUGUUGUCAAAUAUCCAGCUGGUUCUGGUGAUAUUAUUGCUCCUGUUAUAAACAAACGAGGAAGAAAGCCUAAUCUCCGAAAACAAGUGUAUCAGUGUGAUGAAUGUCUAUAUGAAAGCGACAGAAAUUUCAAUGUCGAUCGACACCGAAUCAGAAUCCACUGUAAAAAAAUUAACAAGCAGUGCUGUGAACGCCUCCGACACGAGAAGUACUCCUGCCGCUUCUACGCUUCAAAGACGCGGACCCGCGUCCAGAAGAUCUACUCAUCAUCAUCAACCAGCAAUAAACGAUCUUCGCUGCGUAUUAAAAAAAAGCUAGAGAGCAAAUGUCUGCUAAUGCUCCGGCAAUUUAACGCGACUGGAUCACCAGGUUAUGAUCUGGAUGAGUUGCCGCUGUACUAUCGAUUAAAAUAUCCGGAAUUACGCGGUGAUAGUAGUUAUCAGUCUCCCGAGGAUUAUCAACUGGCACCAGCAGAGAGUCGUCAAAUAGAAUUAAACACUCCAGUGAAAAUCGAUUUUUCCUCGGAUUUUACCGAUGAUUUCCAUUUCUCUGACGCUGCCAGUCUUCGCUUCACUAAUUACGCUGAUAUCAUUAAUAAUAUCAAUGAUGAUAAUAAAUUGGUGGAUUAUUCAGACGACUCUGGAUUUACCGAGUCCCUAACAAUCCCUGAAGUUGAUCACGAAGAAAUAAUUGAACAAGUAGUUGAGGAAGAAGCUCAACAAAUAAUCCGGGAAGAUGAAAUUGAGAAUAAUUACUUCAGCGAAUUUAAAAUCCAGUCAGUCAAGCAGAAAGCUGAAUCAAAUAUUAUAGAAAGUGACGGGGCCAAUUUAGAUUUUUUGCCGCCGAAGAAACGAAUUUUAAGACAAUGGCAAACUAAUGUUAUUUCUUCGUGCGUUCGCCAGCGUAAGCCCAAGAUAAAGAGCAACAAGAGUAUCAAGAGAGUAAUUGGAGUGAGUAAUGAUAACGAUGAAAAUAUCAACCCGAAUGUGAACAAAGAAAAGGACAAGGGGUUUAAAAUUGUCGUGUGCCAUGAAAAAAUGUCCAUUUGGCAUCAGAACCAGUCUGACAAAGACAAAGAGGGUCAAGUCGUGGUAAUGCAGAAAAAGUCUCGGGAAAUUUAUUGGAAUGCGGAAGAACGACACCGGGCUUUUUUAAACUAUUUCGAUUUUGAUAGAUUCAAAAUACUAUGA